Messenger RNA from Peronospora matthiolae, 2208 nucleotides. Lineage: Eukaryota; Oomycota; Peronosporomycetes; Peronosporales; Peronosporaceae. The record is from the annotation of a GenBank genome assembly.
AUGGAUCACAUUGAGACCCAGGAUCCGUUUGGCUUUGUAGGCUCGCACGUUGUGCGGAAGUUACAGCGGAAAGGACAGGAAGAGCAUGGAUGGCUCACGCGCUAUGACGAAGCUCUGGAUUGCUACACGCUGUUUGUGCCUGGUGGAGGAAAGCCCGUGUUGCUGUCGCGAGGAGAAGUGAUGAAGUUCCUCUCGGCGCCUAAUAUCGAACUUUAUGAUGACGACCACGACACGUUUCCUCCUCCAGUGAAAGAUCUUACUACUAGUCGGUAUCUAGGAGUGCAGCUGCGUCGGAAUCGACAAGGAGUAAGUGGCAACGACAAACGGAUGGAGAAAGCCGUUCGGGGUCACGUGAAAUGUUUCUUGCCGUUUGGCGAUCGGUACAGUGUCGAGUACGAAGAUGGCUCGACCGAAGAGAUCUCGGAGUCUGCUGUCAUUGAUGGCAUGAUCGCUUUGAUUAAGUCGCCGCCCUUUUCAUCACCCAGCCGAUCGAAAACCCGGAACAGGUCUGUUAGAAAAAGAGAGAGUGGCGGUUGUACGAAUGAAGUUAUGCAUGAAACCGUUCGAGGGAAACGACAAAGGGUGAAUGCUGCUCGCAACUUGGAGACUUCGAAAAUCCCGCCAGAGUCUGUAGCUGUGUUAGGAAAGGAAGUCAGCAAACAACAAAAUGAUGUUGUGCUAGUCGAUUUAACGGAAGCAGAAGCUGAUAAAGAUCAAGAAACUGAACCCGCGCCGAACAUUUUAGACAAUAUGAGCAGCGCAGCAGGUAGUGCAACGCGUGAGAACUCUCUCGAGAUGGCAAGUCACGCUCCAGAAGAAUUCGCUCACGUCGUUGAAGGCAAGGUAGCUGAAAAGCGUACUGUUGUGGAGACCCAGAAAUGCCCAGAUGAAGCAGAUGAUAGCGAGAUUGUGGCUACUACGACACCGGCAGCUGUAGCGCGUGUUGAGGCGCAAAAAGCAUCACGGUUCUACGUUGUUGAUUCCAAGCCGCAUGUAGCCAUGGAACCACUGCCGACACGUGCCAUGGCGUUUGAAUUCCUUCGAGCUUUACUGCUGAGAGUACUAGACUGUCAGGAAGUUUGUGGAGUCAAGACGGCCCGGCAAUUCGAGUUGCUACGCAACCUGGAUGUGCGACCCCACGAUGCCGUGGUCCGUUUCACGGAAGCUGAUGGGUUACUUGUGCUCAAUCAUUUGUUGAACUCGUUUGCGGCUAAAGAAGGUCACGACAAAAAUGAAGAGGAUGUGGAUACCGGUGACGAACGAGAGAGUGUACGAAAGCAAUUUGAGCGUGACGACGAACUGUUCAACGUGUUGAAAAUCGUGGCAAUGCUUCCAACACCAUCGCGAAAUCAGGUUAUUGCAUCGAACAUUGGAAAGACUAUCAACAUUUUAAGUAAAACACGUAGGCCCCCGGGACGCAUACGGGUUCUGCCAAUAUGUAUCACCGCUCUGGCAAAAUGGAUCAAGACUUCAUGGAUUAAAAACAUACCGGCCUCAAAGUGGACGCACGAGGCUUCUGUCCGCGCCCAACAGUCAGCUGGCCGACCGCAGCAACAAGCUCGACGCGGUGGACGCGGUCGGCACGGUACAUUCUCCGGGCGUCCAAGUUUCCAGUUGAACCGGCAGCAGACACCGCAGGAAGGAUGCCACACUCCGCGAGGUAGCACGCCGAUACCCGGGCACUCGCGAUCAAAAGAGGCCAUGCAUGCACAGCUACCUGUUUCACGUUACGCACGCAACAGUUUGAAACCGGACUGGAUGAGACAGAAGGAGAAGUUAUCUCGCUCCCGCUUUUGCAUCGAUGACAACAAGAAUGUGGAUACAAGGCUCUACCGGGACAACCGGGCGCACCGUCCCAUGAACGUCCCAGUAAUAGCCCCGCCAUCUCAAGUGCUCUCCAAACAGACCACGAAUUCAGAUCAGCACGAAGACGCUGGUGGGCCAGAUGGAGUCUUUGGACGACCUCAGAAACUACGUUUUGGCAAACGGUGGAGCACUCAAGAAUUUAGAAGUCAGGACCCGCCUGACACCUUGAGACAAACCUCUGGAUAUUCGUACUCGAUGUCUUCUAACGGUCGUUCGCAAUAUUCGCAACAUCAUUCAGUACGUGUGCGUCCAGUGCCGUAUUCGUCACGCCGGCCGCGACCCAUACUGCGACCUGUCAGUCGGUAUAAAGAUGGGCCAGUCAUUGACAGUGCGGGUACGUGA